Molecule: messenger RNA, 1683 nt
Organism: Coffea eugenioides
Lineage: Eukaryota; Viridiplantae; Streptophyta; Magnoliopsida; Gentianales; Rubiaceae
Product: transcription factor bHLH68
Exons: 9
Coding region: 281-1324 (347 amino acids)
Biological process (GO): regulation of transcription by RNA polymerase II
Cellular component (GO): nucleus
Molecular function (GO): RNA polymerase II cis-regulatory region sequence-specific DNA binding; DNA-binding transcription factor activity, RNA polymerase II-specific; protein dimerization activity
Source: RefSeq, a predicted model, not a curated record
GACAAAGGUUCUCAAAACCCCAUGAUUUCAAAAUUUUUCUCUCUCUCCAUCAAAGUCUUUGAGAAAGUUAAGAGAGCUUCUUCCUUGUUCCUCUACUCUAAUACUUAAUCAAGACCAGGAAGACUUCUUAAAGUUUUCUACAAAGCUUUUAUUUCUCUUUUUUUGUCUUGGGAGCAGCUUCAAGAAAAGUAAAGUGAAAAAAGAGAAGGAGCUAGGGGAUUCUUAAGAAAAUCUCCCAAAUCUCUCUUUGGGGUCAGUCGUCGUUUCUUGAGAGGAAACGAUGAAUAGAGGUCAUCUUCUACAGAGCUCCCCGGUUCAGCAAAUGAUGGCCGGAAGCCCUAACUGGUGGAACCUCAAUAACAUGAGGCCUCCCUCUCAACAACCUUCUUCUUUUUUGGCUCCUCCUCCCAAUCUAUUCCCUCAAUACAUGCCUCCGCCUCCUCCAUCUUCGUGGGCUGAUAACCAGGAGCUUCCUGAGUCAUGGAGUCAACUCCUCUUGGGUGGCUUGGUGGCGGAAGAUCAAGAUCAGAAUAAAUCUGGUGUGAUGCAUGCUAAGAAGACAUUGGAGAACUGGGAAGAGCAACUGUUGCAGCAGCAACCUCCAAACGGGUCCAAUAUAGUUGAUCAUGUGAAGCAAGAGAAUUCAGCCGCAAAUGGCGCCUAUAAUAUGUAUGGACAUGAAAAUGCAGAAUUCCAUGCUGCAAAAACUACAUGGUCCCAAAUGAUGCCAGUCUCAUCUCCCACCUCAUGCGUUACCACUUUAAGCAGUAACAUGUUGGACUUUUCUAGCAGUAAGUCUGACGGGAGGCAUCCUCCACCGGAUCGAUCCUCAGAGUGCAACAGCACAGCGAUUGGUGGGGCAUCGAAGAAGGCUAGGGUUCAGCCAUCUUCAACUCAGUCUUCAUUUAAGGUGAGGAAAGAAAAACUGGGGGACAGAAUAACAGCCCUUCACCAGCUAGUUUCCCCAUUUGGGAAGACAGACACGGCAUCUGUCUUGUUAGAGGCUAUUGGAUACAUUAGAUUCCUUCAGAGCCAAAUUGAGGCCCUCAGCUCACCGUACCUGGGCAGUAAAUCAGGGAAUGUGAGGCAACAACAAUCUGCUCAAGGGGAGAGGAAUUGUUUAUUCCCUGAAGACCCUGGGCAGCUUUUGAAUGACAACUGCAUGAAGAGGAAGGCAGCUUGUGAGCAGGAUUCUGAGGAGGAAGUAAAGAAGGACUUGAGGAGUAGAGGGCUGUGCCUAGUACCAAUAUCCUGCACACUACAAGUUGGGAGUGACAAUGGAGCGGAUUAUUGGGCACCAGCUCUUGGUGGAGGUUUCCGAUAAACCAGCAAAUAUGUUACUAUGUUAUUGGUGGCAGCACACGAGAGACGAGGACUUGGUAGACGUACAUGAUAUAACAUCAUGAGCAGUCAAUCUGCCCAAAGUUUAUAAGGUUGAUUGCUCAUGAUGCUAUGUAUCUUUUCACAUUUGGGUGGUGUGCUGUAACACGUACUUGCUAAUUUAUGCCUUGCAACAUCAAGUCCUUUUAAGUAGAACUUCGUUUCAAUCAGGAGAUACUUAAUUAAUUAUGGUUAUUUAGUUCUUUUCUUAUUCCCAUGGCCGAGACAGUGCCUUUCGUGUAUAUGCCCUUUUUCCAUUAUGAUUAAUUAAUCAAAAUGCUGCUCAGCAUUUUUGCCUCAUAA